GGCAGUCAAAAAGAGUUGGGAGGACAUCGAAGACAUUUCGUGCCGGGACUUCAUCGAGGAGUAUGUCACAGCCUACCCAAACCGGCCGAUGGUUCUGUUGAAGAGCGGUCAGCUCAUCAAAACGGAGUGGGACGGCACUUGGUGGAAGUCCCGUGUGGAAGAAGUGGAUGGGAGUCUGGUCAAAAUCCUCUUCCUGGAUGACAAACGCUGCGAGUGGAUCUACCGAGGCUCCACCCGCCUGGAGCCCAUGUACAGCAUGAAGACUUCCACUGCCUCCACCCAGGAGAAAAAACAAGGGGGACAGAUGAGGACCCGGCCGAAUGUUGGCGCUGUGCGGAGCAAGGGUCCAGUUGUCCAGUACACACAGGACUUAACAGGGACAAGCGUACAAUUUAAGCCUGUGGAGCAGCCCCCGAUGCCCAUCGUGCUGUCACAGCCCGUCUCGCCACAGUUUAUCGAACUGGACAGUCCAGAGAGCCAGUUAGCUCAGUCCAAAAAGCAGCAAGUAGCCAAAAAGAGCACUUCGUUCCUGCGCCCAGGCUCGGUGGGAUCAGGACCGUCUUCUCCACCUUCCCCUGUCCUGGGCGAAGCACUUUCCAUCGGGAGGACUGGGGUGACGCAGCAAUUUCGGUUUUCCGGCCCUCUACCAGCCGGCAGCUCCUCCCAGCAGUUCCACAGCAUCCUGGACCGUUUCCCCAACGAGCCAUCCUACAAGGCCCCCGUGGAGAAGCUCUUCUACCUCCCCCACGUGUGCAGCUACACUUGCCUGUCGCGGGUGCGCCCCUUCCGCAGCGACCAGUACCGCAGCAGGAACCCCCUCCUCAUCCCGCUCCUCUACGACUUCCGCCGCAUGACGGCCCGCCGGCGCAUCAACCGCAAGACGGGCUUCCACGUCAUCUACAAGACGCCCUGCGGCCUGUGCUUGCGCAGCAUGGGCGAGAUCGAGCGGUACCUCUUUGAGACGGACUGCGACUUCCUCUUCCUGGAGAUGUUUUGCCUGGACCCCUACGUCCUGGUGGAUCGCAAAUUCCAGCCCUACAAGCCCUUCUACUACAUCGCCGACAUCACCAAGGGGAAAGAGGACGUCCCCUUGUCGUGCGUCAACGAGAUUGACAGCACCCCCCCGCCCCAGGUGGCCUACAGCAAGGAGCGCAUCCCGGGCAAGGGCGUCUACAUCAACACCGGCUCGGACUUCCUAGUGGGGUGUGACUGCGAAGACGGUUGUAGGAACAAGUGA
Messenger RNA from Sphaerodactylus townsendi, 1237 nucleotides. RefSeq names its product histone-lysine N-methyltransferase SETDB1-like. The record is from RefSeq and is a predicted model, not a curated record. NCBI's taxonomy places the organism in Eukaryota, Metazoa, Chordata, Lepidosauria, Squamata, Sphaerodactylidae. Gene Ontology annotation, cellular component: nucleus. The coding region runs from base 89 to 1237 and encodes 382 amino acids. Gene Ontology annotation, molecular function: histone H3K9 methyltransferase activity; zinc ion binding; DNA binding. Gene Ontology annotation, biological process: negative regulation of gene expression; heterochromatin organization. The transcript has 5 exons.